Prinia subflava (tawny-flanked prinia) is the source of this 2920-nucleotide messenger RNA. Its product is annotated as mucin-1-like. The annotation marks the transcript as partial. The transcript has a single exon. Lineage: Eukaryota; Metazoa; Chordata; Aves; Passeriformes; Cisticolidae. The record is from RefSeq and is a predicted model, not a curated record.
AACCCAGAAGCCAAGAAGAAGCAGCCGUCCGGCCGCAGUCUCCAUCCACAGCCCUGUCCGUCUGUCCCCCGUCGUCUCCAUGCUCAUCCUACUCCAACGCCUUGGCCGCGCCUGCCGGGUGCCCUGUGCCUGGUGGGGGGGAUUUUGGGGAGCCCCUGGCACAGGGCAGAGGGCCGGGGGUCCCCGGAGGGCUCCUCUGUCCCCCGGGGCCACAGCUCCACCUCGCCCGGGCGCUCCCGGCACGAAGACGCAGCAGCUCCACCUGCCCUGAAGGUCUUCCUUGGCCCCUGCCCCGGGAUCAGCCCCAGGAUCAGACCUGCGUUCAGCCCCGGGGUCAGCCCCGGGGUCAGCCCCUGGAGCAGACCUGGGAUCAGCCCCAGGAUCAGCCCCAGGAUCAGCCCCAGGAUCAGCCCCAGUGUCAGCCCCGGGAUCAGCCCCGGGAUCAGUCCCGGGAUCAGUCCCGGGAUCAGCCCCGGGAUCAGUCCCAGCAUCAGCCCCGGAGGCUCAGCCAGGAGGUGCCACCUCAGCCCUGAGGACACCGGGCGCUGUCCCUCCCUGCCCACCCCUCCCGGGCUCUGGGCAGCCUGGCCAGUUCCAGCCCUGCAGUCCCUCCUGUCCCCAGGGAACCCUGUGGCCCCAACCCUGCCAUCCUUGGGGAAAAAGGCAGAAGGAAACCCCUGGCCCCCUUUGAAACCCCCAGCCGGGGACACCCCCUUGGCACCACUGCGGCUCUGGAGCCCCAAACCCCCCCCGGGGUUCAGGGGGGCUCUGGGGCUGCAGCUCAGCCCCGCUGACCCCCACAGCGCUGUCCCGGGGGGUUUGGGGUGUCUGUGGGUCCCCAGGGCUGUUCCCCCUCCCUGGCACAGCCCUGCCCUGGUCAGGGUCCGUGGCCAGCGGGUCACUGCCCCCCGGGCCUGUCAGUGCCCCCCACUCCCCUCCGGGGUCCCCGUUUGGCCCCCAGCCCGUCCCCCAGCCCCCAGGCCAGAGCCCUCCCCGGGCCCAAGUGCUACUUAUCUUUAAGAGCUUUUGCAAUAAGUCUUUUUAGUAGGUUUUGGGUUUUUUUUCUAAACUGCUGUUUUGGUUUGGUUUUUUUUUUUUAAUUCUUGUCAUUUUUAUUCUUAUUAUUUGCUUCCUGACCAAAAUUAGGAACUGGGGGUCAGUCCUUUGUAUCCAGCGAUCACCCAAAGACGACGGGUCGGCCACAUCCAUAAAUUUUCUUAUGGAUUUCUCCUAAUGUUUCAUCGCCUUUCAUUUAUUUAUUUUCUUGCUUUCUCUUUCCAAUUCAAGCUUUUAAAGAUGGGGCUGGGAUUUGACCUUGAGGCUCACCUGUUGAAGAAAAACGCUUUUUUUGUUAUUAUGUCAUCGGCAUUUUAUAUUUCUUAUAUAUAAUAUAUAUGACUAUAUAUAUAUGUGUACAUAUAUAUAUAUAUAUCUAUAUGCAUCAUGCCAGUGUAGAUACCCAUCCAGUAGCAUUUAGGCCUUGUUCUUGUGCCAUUUUUUUUGGGUUUUUUUUUUCUGUUACUGAUCUCUGAAUGCCUUCAAGUGUAUAAAGUGUGGAAUUCUCUCCGGUAUCUGUACUAUGUACACACAUUUUCAUAGGAAGCACAAUAAGAUGACAGAUGCAUUGUACAUCAAUACCUGCUACUCUUAACAACGAUGAUAUAAAGAAUGAUAUAAAUGAUAUAACUCCCCCACGCCGAGCCUUUCUCUCUUGCUGAGCUGCUGGAAUUGCUCCCCCCGAGGUGGCAGGUGGGGACAGCCUCAUCCCUUGGGAUGCUCCUGGAGCCCGGGGAAAGGGAGGGGGAGGAAAAAGCUUCGGGGCAGAUUUCGGUGCUGCCUGGGACGUGCAGAGGGUCGGAGCUGAGGCUGAGCUGAGCCUCCCUUUCCUGGGAGCCUCCAGCCUCGCUGCCUUCCCAAGGAAUUCCUCCCGAGGGGAUGCAGGGCUGGAGGAGGGAGCUGAUUUCUGCUCCCGAGCAGGGAAAGGAGAAUUAACGCUCACAGAGUGUUAAUCCCUGACAGCUCCAACGCCUCCGUGGUUUGGGAGGUCCAACAGGAACCGCCAGGUGGAAUUUCAUCCUGGCAGGAGCACAACCCAAACAUAAACACACCUUUUGAAUUAAAAAAAUUCCAGCUACAAAGAGCGAAAGAAACAACGGAGCAGAUCCAACAGCGGGCAUCCAAAAAAAGCCCUCAGGACUCCAUGGAGACCGAAUAAUAGGGAGUGGGAGUGGGCAGGGAACGCUGAAAUGCCAACGCACACCCCACAGCCUCCCUCCCCCGGCCCUGCUCCCACCGCGUCCCCCGGCGCUGGAAACGGCAGAGGAAUGUUCUGCAUCCCAGCGGGAACGGCCUCACCCCGCGCUGGAGCUUCCCCGCCAGAGCUGGAGCUGCCAAGGGCAGGGGUGGGAUUGGAAGGGGAACGGCGGGGCCAGGAGGGCGUUAAUGAACCCCGUUAAUGAUUAAUGAGGGCAGAGCCGUGCGCGCUCCCUCCCUGCGGCAUCCCCGGCUCCGGGAGCGGUAAUCCCGCCGGACCUGCCGGCUGUGCCGGUCACCCCGGCCAUCUGUCACAGCCCGGCUCCCCGGGGCUCCGGCAGGGCUCGGGGGAGGUCUCUGAGCCCCCUGCAAUUCCCGUGGGAAUUCAGGUACCGGGCAGGCACCACCGGGACAGGCUCGGGGAUGGGGCGUGAAAAAGCUGCUCCUUCCAGGCACGAGAUUCCAACGCGUCCCUUGGAGCAGGAGCGGGCUGGGAACAUCGGCCUGGUCAGGAUCCAGAGCUUCAGACCCUUGGGGAUCUGGGGGCCUUGGGUCUGUCCAGGAUCUGAAACUGUUCAGGAUCCAGGCAGCCUCAACCUGAUCAGGAUCCACGGAGCCUCAGCUUAUCUGAGGUCUGGGAGCCUCACCCCGUUCAGGAUCUGGGGAC